UUCCGUUGCAAAACCGACAAGUGCAUCCCGUUCUGGUGGAAAUGCGACACCGUGGAUGACUGCGGGGACGGCUCCGACGAGCCCGCUGAGUGCCCUGAAUUCAGAUGUCAGCCAGGACGUUUCCAGUGUGGAACUGGGCUUUGUGCUCUUCCAGCUUUUAUCUGUGAUGGAGAGAACGACUGUGGGGACAAUUCUGAUGAACUGAACUGUGACACACACGUGUGUCUGUCAGGGCAGUUCAAGUGCACGAAGAACCAGAAGUGCAUCCCCAUAAACCUGAGAUGCAAUGGCCAGGAUGACUGUGGGGAUGAAGAAGAUGAAAGAGACUGUCCUGAAAACAGUUGUUCUCCAGACCACUUCCAGUGUAAAACAACCAAACACUGCAUUUCCAAACUGUGGGUGUGUGAUGAAGACCCAGAUUGUGCUGACGGAUCAGAUGAAGCCAACUGUGAUAAAAAAACUUGUGGGCCUCAUGAGUUCCAGUGCAAAAACAACAACUGCAUUCCAGAUCACUGGAGAUGUGACAGCCAGAAUGAUUGUGGAGAUAAUUCUGAUGAAGAAAACUGUAAACCUCAAACAUGCACUUUGAAAGACUUCCUUUGUGCAAAUGGAGACUGUGUUUCAGCGAGAUUCUGGUGUGAUGGAGACUAUGACUGUGCAGAUGGCUCAGAUGAGAGGUAUUGUGAAACAGGCUGUUCAAGGGAUCAGUUCCAGUGCUCCAAUGGCCAGUGCAUCUCAGCAAAAUGGAAAUGUGAUGGUCAUGAGGACUGCAAACUCGGGGAGGACGAGAGAAAUUGUGAACCAGCAUCUCCAACCUGCUCUUCAAGUGAGUACGUGUGUGCAAGUGGAGGCUGCAUUUCGGCAUCUCUGAARUGCAACGGAGAGUUCGACUGUGCUGAUGGAUCUGAUGAGAUGGAUUGUGUAACAGAAUGCAAAGAAGAUCAGUUUCGAUGCAGGAAUAAAGCCUACUGCAUCCCUGUGCGAUGGCUCUGCGACGGGAUCCACGACUGUGUGGAUGGCAGUGAUGAAGAAAACUGUGACCAAGGGGGAAAUAUAUGUAGAGCUGAUGAAUUUUUGUGCAACAAUUCCCUCUGCAAACUGCAUUUUUGGGUUUGUGAUGGUGAGGAUGACUGUGGAGAUAACUCUGAUGAAGUUGCAGAAAUGUGUGUGAAGUUUCCGUGCCCUCCAACGAGGCCGUUCCGAUGUAGAAACAACAGAGUUUGUCUGAGACCCGAGCAGAUCUGCAAUGAGGUCGAUGACUGUGGGGAUAACUCGGAUGAAGAUCACUGUGAUAAAAUCACAUCCAAAGCCAGGCCGUGCAAAAAAGAUGAGUUUGCUUGCAGUGAUAAGAAAUGCAUUCCGAUGGAGCUGCAGUGCGAUUGGUUUGAUGACUGUGGAGAUGGCUCCGAUGAGCAAGACUGCAAAAUGAGUGUUGCUGAAUAUACUUGUGAAGAUAAUGUGAAUCCUUGUGGAGAUGAUGCAUUCUGUAAUCAAACAAAAUCAUCCCUUUUGUGUCAGUGUAAACCUGGAUUUCAGAGAAACAGGAGUAACAGACAAUGUGAAGACAUCAACGAGUGCAUGGUGUUUGGUGCCUGCUCCCARCACUGCCACAAUAUAAAGGGCUCUUACAGAUGUGCGUGUGAGAAAAAUUAUAAGGAGCGGAAUAACGGUUGCAUAGCAAAAGGCUCUGAAGAUCAAGUUCUCUAUGUUGCUAAUGACACUGACAUCCUGGGUUUUGCAUAUCCAUUCAACUACAGCGAUGCUCAUCAGCAAAUAUCCCAUAUUGAACACAAUUCAAGGAUAACUGGGAUGGAUGCAUAUUUUCAAGGGGAUAUGAUUGUUUGGAGCACUCAGUUUAAUCCAGGAGGGAUUUUCUACAGAAAACUUCACGACAGAGAGAGGAGGCAGAGYAACAGUGGCUUGAUAUGUCCAGAGUUCAAAAGGCCGAGGGGCAUUGCUGUGGACUGGGUGGCUGGCAAUAUUUACUGGACUGACCACUCCCGAAUGCAUUGGUUCAGCUAUUACACCACACACUGGACCAGCCUGAGAUAUUCCAUCAAUGUGGGGCAGCUGAAGGGACCCAACUGCACCAGGCUCCUCACCAGCAUUGCAGGGGAGCCAUAUGCAAUUGCUGUCAAUCCUAAAAAAGGGAUGAUGUACUGGACAGUUAUUGGGGAUCGGUCUCACAUAGAGGAGUCGUCUAUGGAUGGUACUCUUAGAAGGAUCUUGGUUCAAAAGAACCUGCAAAGACCUACAGGUCUCGUAGUUGAUCAGUACAGCCAGCGCUUGUUCUGGGCUGAUUUUGAAUUAUCUGUUAUUGGCAGUGUCCUUUUUGAUGGCUCCGAUUCAGUUGUGUCUGUGAGCACAAAACAAGGUUUACUGCAUCCACAUAGAAUCGACAUUUUUGAGGAUUACAUAUAUGGAGCAGGCCCCAAAAAUGGUGCAUUUAGAGUGCACAAAUUUGGCAGGAGCCUUGUAGAAUACCUAAGUGUGGAUGUUGAUAAAGCAAAAAGUGCCUUGAUUUUUCACCGCUACAAACAAAUGGACUUGCCUAAUCCAUGCUUGGACCUGACGUGUGAAUUCAUCUGUUUACUCAACCCUUCUGGUGCAACGUGUGCUUGUCCAGAAGGAAAAUCAUUGAUGAAUGGAACAUGCAUUGAUCAGAGCCUCUUAGAUGACAGCUGUAAAUUAAGCUGUGAGAACGGAGGGAAGUGCAUUAUCAACGAGAAGGGGGAUCCUCGGUGCCACUGCUGGCCCAGCUACUCUGGUGAAAGGUGUGAAACCAAUCACUGCUACAACUACUGCCAGAAUGGAGGAACUUGCGGGGCCUCUCUCCUUG
This is a messenger RNA of Malurus melanocephalus (red-backed fairy wren), 2839 nucleotides long. RefSeq names its product low-density lipoprotein receptor-related protein 1B-like. Gene Ontology annotation, molecular function: protein binding; calcium ion binding. The transcript has 21 exons. NCBI's taxonomy places the organism in Eukaryota, Metazoa, Chordata, Aves, Passeriformes, Maluridae. The annotation marks the transcript as partial. The record is from RefSeq and is a predicted model, not a curated record.